GCCGUCGCCGGGGAGGACGGCGGUGGCGGCGCGGGGUACGCGAUCGCCGUCGAAGUCCCGGCCCGCGGGCGAGAGGGCGGACUGGAGAUCCGCGCAGAGGGCUCCGGCGAGGGCAUCCCGCUGGCGCCGUUGCACAUGCCGGGGAGAGGCGCGCUAGCGGCCGAGCUGUCCUACGGCGGGGCGCGCGCGCCGUUCCACGUCUCGUUCCUGCUGGCCGACGCGGCGGGGGCGGAGAAACGGACGCACCGCGGGACGAGCUUCCGCGUGCCCGUCGGCGUCGGGCGGGGACGCCCCGCGCCGCUCGGCCUGUCCCUGUCCGGGGACGGGGCCGCCAACUUCGCCGUGUACAGCAAGAGCGCCAAGGGCGUGGUGCUCUGCCUCUUCGACGGCCGGGGUGCCGGUGGCGGCGACGAGCCCGCGCUGGAGAUAGAGCUCGACCCGUACGUCCUCCGAACGGGCGACGUCUGGCACGUCUUGCUGGAGAGCGUGGAGGGAUACGCCAGUUAUGGCUUCCGCACCGGGCUGUUCGCAUUGUUCGGCAUCGACCGCCCGCUGCUCGCUAUCAGGUCUAUGAAGGAUAUGGUCAAGACAAUGCACAGACAUGGAAUAGAGGUUCUCUUGGAGGUUGUUUUCACGCAUACUGCUGAAGGAGGAGCAGAGUGUCAGAUGAUAUCGAUCCAUGGCAUCGAUGGUUCAUCAUACUACAUUGCUGAUGGGAUUGUUGGAUGCAAGGCAAGCGUAUUGAAUUGCAAUCAUCCAGUGACUCAGAGGCUGAUUUUGGACAGCCUCCGCCAUUGGGUGCUUGAUUUCCAUGUUGAUGGGUUUUGCUUCAUCAAUGCCCCUUUCCUUGUCAGAGGUCCAGGUGGUGAGGGCCUGUCACGGCCUCCCCUUCUUGAAGCCAUAGCAUUUGACCCUGUUCUUUCAAAGACUAAGAUCAUUGCAGAUCCUUGGUCUCCACUUGACAUAUCUAAUGUGCAAUUUCCAUUCCCUCAUUGGAAAAGAUGGGCUGAGAUGAACACAAGAUUCUCUAUGGACGUGCGCAAGUUUCUCAAGGGAGAAGCACUUAUUAGUGAUCUUGCUACACGCUUGUGUGGCAGCGGGGACCUAUUUUCCUCAAGGGGCCCAGCAUUUUCGUUUAACUAUGUGUCCAGGAAUUCUGGACUUACUCUUGUUGAUCUUGUGAGCUUCAGCAGUGAUGAGCUUGGUUCUGAGUUCAGCUGGAAUUGUGGUGAAGAAGGACCAUCAGAGAGCAAUGCAGUCCUCCAAACGAGGCUAAGGCAGAUACGCAAUUUCUUGUUCAUUCUAUUUGUUUCCCUUGGUAUUCCUGUUCUGAACAUGGGUGACGAAUGCGGACACUCUACUGCUGGUUCAACAUCAUACGAGGAUAGAGGGCCUCUGAACUGGAAAGCCUUGAAGACCAUUUUUGUUAAGGAAGUUACUGGGUUUAUUUCAUUUCUAUCUGCACUAAGGAGUCGACGAGCAGACAUUUUUCAGAGAAGAGAAUUUCUAAAACUUGAAAAUAUACAUUGGUAUGGGAGCAACCUAUCUGAGCCCCAGUGGGAGGAUCCGACUAGCAACUUUCUUUGCAUGCACAUAAAUCCAGAGCUGGGCGAAAAUACGCCAGAUUCAGUCAGAGGUGAUUUGUAUAUCUGUUUCAAUGCAAACGAGGAAUCAGUGAGUGCUACUUUACCAGCUCUUGCAGAAGGAUCCAUGUGGCUGCGCUUGGUUGAUACAUCACUUGCAUUCCCAGGUUUCUUUUCAAGCGAGUCUAACCCUAAAGUACACCAAGUGCCAGGAUUUUCCUCUUAUCAAGUAAAAGCACAUAGUUGUGUUUUGUUUGAAUUGAAGAGGGUUCUUUCCUAGUUUCUUAUGUCAAGCAUGAAGCCCGAGUGGUUUCAGUAAUAAAUAGAAACUUUGUGGAUACAACUUUGAGAGGCCCUCGGUUCCAAUAAGUUGCAAUUUGCAACCUUCUUGUACAUGAGAACGUUUUCAAUAAAAAUCCCUCAUUUUCUCAA
Setaria italica (foxtail millet) is the source of this 2015-nucleotide messenger RNA. Its product is annotated as isoamylase 2, chloroplastic. Gene Ontology annotation, molecular function: isoamylase activity. The transcript is spliced from 2 exons. NCBI's taxonomy places the organism in Eukaryota, Viridiplantae, Streptophyta, Magnoliopsida, Poales, Poaceae. Gene Ontology annotation, biological process: starch biosynthetic process. The annotation marks the transcript as partial. The record is from RefSeq and is a predicted model, not a curated record.